AUGCAGUUGAGCACCGGCGACGCGGAGGCUCCAGGCCGAGGCCCGAGGGUGCUGGUGGUGGGUGGCGGCAUCGCGGGCCUGAGUGCUGCGCAGAGACUGUACCAGCACGGGGCCUUCCCGCACUUGCGGGUCCUGGAGGCCACCGCCCGGACCGGGGGCCGCAUCCGCUCAGAGCGCAAAUUCGGUGGCAUGGUGGACAUGGGUGCCCAGUGGAUCCACGGCCCCUCCCAAGGCAACCCAGUUUUCCAGUUGGCUGCUCAGUAUGGACUUCUGGGGGACAAGGAAAUGUCGGAGGAGAACCAGCAGGUGGAGAUGGGGGGCCACUUGGGCCUCCCCUAUGUGUCCUACGGCAGCUCUGGACAGAGUGUGAGCCCUGAACUGGUGGAGAACAUGGCCAGUCUCUUCUACACUUUGCUGGACCAGACCCGGGAGUUCCUUCACGUGACUGACCCCCCAGUCCCCAGUGUCGGGGAGUACCUCAAGCAGGAAGUUGGCCGGCAUGCAGCCAGCUGGACAGAGGACCAGGACACCAAGAAGCUCAAGCUGGCUGUCCUCAAGAGCUUCUUCAACCUGGAGUGCUGUGUGAGCGGCACACACACCAUGGACCUGGUCGCCCUGGGGCCUUUUGGAGAGUACACCAUGCUGCCAGGACUGGACUGCACCUUCCCGGAGGGCUACGAGGGUCUCACAAACUGCAUAGCAGCCUCCUUGCCAAAGGACAUCCUGGUGUUCAACAAGCCUGUAAAGACUAUUCAUUGGAGCGGAUCCUUCCGGGAGGAGACUCUUCCUGGGGAGACAUUUCCCGUGCUGGUGGAGUGUGAGGAUGGAGACCGUCUCCCAGCCCACCACGUCAUCGUCACUGUGCCUUUGGGUUUUCUUAAAGAACGUAUGGACACCUUCUUUCAGCCGCCACUGCCCUCUGAAAAGGCAGAAGCGAUCAGGAAAAUGGGUUUUGGGACCAACAAUAAAAUCUUCCUGGAAUUUGAGGAGCCAUUCUGGGAAGCGGACUGCCAGAGCAUGCAGUUGGUGUGGGAAGAUGCACUGUUGCUCGAGGAUGCUGCAGCCGACCUACAGGACACCUGGGUCAGGAAGCUUUUUGGCUUUCUUGUUCUGCCCACCUUUGGGUCUGGCCACGUCCUCUGUGGAUUCAUUGCUGGGCUCGAGUCAGAGUUUAUGGAGACCCUGUCUGAUGAGGAGGUGCUUCAGUCUCUUACUCGGGUCCUUCGGAGGAUGACAGGGAACCCACAGCUCCCUGCACCCAGGAGCGUGCUACGGUCUUGCUGGCAUAGUGACCCUUACACCCGGGGCUCCUACAGCUAUGUGGCCGUGGGCAGCACUGGGGACGACAUCGACCUGCUGGCUCAGCCCCUCCCUGGAGACAACACGGAGGCCCAGCUGCAGAUCCUGUUUGCUGGGGAAGCCACACACCGGACGUUUUACUCGACCACGCAUGGGGCGCUGCUGUCCGGGCGGCGGGAGGCUGACCGGCUCAUCAGCCUGCUGGAUGCCAAGGGGCAGCCGCCACAGCCCAGGCCCUGA
This is a messenger RNA of Chrysochloris asiatica (Cape golden mole), 1539 nucleotides long. It is a transcript of the gene PAOX, whose product is annotated as polyamine oxidase (exo-N4-amino). The transcript has 8 exons. NCBI's taxonomy places the organism in Eukaryota, Metazoa, Chordata, Mammalia, Afrosoricida, Chrysochloridae. Bases 1 to 1539 code for a protein of 512 amino acids. Gene Ontology annotation, molecular function: polyamine oxidase activity. The record is from RefSeq and is a predicted model, not a curated record.